Messenger RNA from Drosophila mauritiana, 3399 nucleotides. RefSeq names its product homeobox protein abdominal-A. The transcript has 5 exons. NCBI's taxonomy places the organism in Eukaryota, Metazoa, Arthropoda, Insecta, Diptera, Drosophilidae. The record is from RefSeq and is a predicted model, not a curated record. Bases 308 to 2041 code for a protein of 577 amino acids. Gene Ontology annotation, cellular component: nucleus. Gene Ontology annotation, biological process: negative regulation of transcription by RNA polymerase II; anterior/posterior pattern specification. Gene Ontology annotation, molecular function: RNA polymerase II cis-regulatory region sequence-specific DNA binding; DNA-binding transcription factor activity, RNA polymerase II-specific.
GUAUAAAUACAAAGUGAUUAAAGUUUGAGAUUUAGGUUAUGCUUACACACUUAGUCGGAACUUUUGUUUUAUCAGGGCUAGAAAGCGCUCCUCUCCACGCUGAAUUCAAACAAAAUUUGUUAAAGUCACACGAAGAGAAAACUUUAAAUUCUAAAACGAAAUACUCAAUCUAGCCAUUAACCGAACGACUCAGAUAAAGAACUCAAAUCAUUCGAACUCAGAAAUCUCCGAAACUAAAAUAGAACAACAAGUGGACUAAACGAAAUUCCGAAGAUCCGAUCCUCGGCCAGAGAGCAAAAUAUGUGCAAUGUCAAAAUUUGUUUUCGAUAGUAUGCUGCCAAAGUAUCCACAGUUCCAGCCGUUUAUCAGUUCGCACCACUUAACCACCACCCCCCCGAAUUCGUCAUCUGCAGCAGUUGCCGCCGCCCUAGCCGCCGCCGCCGCCUCUGCCUCCGCCAGCGUUUCAGCCAGCAGCAGCAACAACAACAGCAGCAACACGAUCGCUGGAAGCAACACAAGCAACACCAACAAUAGCAGCAGCAGCCCAAGCAGCAGCAGCAACAACAACAGUAAUCUCAAUUUGAGCGGAGGAUCCCUAUCGCCGAGCCAUUUGAGCCAACAUCUGGGCCAAUCGCCCCACUCACCCGUAUCCUCAUCGUCGCCCUUCCAGCAGCACCACCCACAGGUGCAGCAGCAACACCUGAACCACCAGCAGCAGCAACAUCUGCACCACCAGCAGCAGCACCACCACCAAUACUCCUCGCUCUCGGCCGCUCUUCAGCUACAGCAGCAACAACACCACAUUAGCAAACUAGCCGCGGCCGCAGUUGCCUCGCACGGUCACGCCCACCAGCAACUGUUGCUAACGCCCCCUUCAGCGGGCAAUUCUCAAGCGGGCGACAGCAGCUGCUCCCCAUCGCCCUCGGCGUCCGGUAGCUCCUCGCUACACCGCAGCCUCAACGACAACUCUCCCGGCUCCGCAUCCGCGUCCGCCUCCGCAUCCGCGGCCAGUUCCGUCGCUGCUGCUGCAGCCGCCGCCGCCGCUGCGGCUAGCUCCUCGUUUGCCAUCCCCACCAGCAAGAUGUAUCCGUACGUUUCUAACCACCCUAGCAGCCAUGGAGGGCUCUCCGGAAUGGCCGGCUUCACCGGACUGGAGGAUAAGUCGUGCAGCAGGUACACGGACACCGUCAUGAACAGCUACCAGUCGAUGAGCGUACCUGCCUCGGCAUCUGCACAGUUCGCUCAGUUCUAUCAACAUGCCACAGCCGCCGCAUCCGCGGUAUCCGCUGCCAGUGCCGGCGCGAUCGGCGUGGACUCUCUGGGAAACGCCUGCACACAGCCCGCCUCCGGCGUGAUGCCAGGGGCAGGGGGAGCGGGCGGAGCCGGUAUAGCCGAUCUGCCCCGGUAUCCCUGGAUGACACUUACAGACUGGAUGGGAAGCCCCUUCGAGCGUGUCGUUUGUGGCGAUUUCAACGGCCCCAACGGCUGUCCCCGAAGGCGCGGUCGCCAGACCUACACUCGCUUCCAGACCCUCGAACUGGAGAAGGAGUUUCACUUCAACCACUACUUAACUCGGCGAAGGCGCAUCGAGAUCGCACAUGCCCUCUGCCUGACCGAGCGACAGAUCAAGAUCUGGUUCCAGAACCGGCGCAUGAAGCUGAAGAAGGAGUUGCGAGCCGUCAAGGAAAUAAAUGAACAGGCGCGACGCGAUCGCGAGGAGCAGGAGAAAAUGAAGGCCCAGGAGACGAUGAAAUCCGCCCAGCAGAACAAGCAAGUGCAGCAGCAGCAGCAACAGCACCAGCAGCAGCAACAACAGCCGCAGGACCACCACUCGAUCAUCGCACACAAUCCAGGCCACUUGCACCACUCGGUGGUAGGUCAAAACGAUCUCAAGCUUGGCCUUGGCAUGGGCGUGGGCGUCGGAGUGGGCGGCAUCGGGGCGGGCAUCGGUGGCGGCUUGGGGGGCAAUCUGGGCAUGAUGAGCGCCCUGGACAAGAGCAAUCACGACCUGCUAAAGGCGGUCAGCAAGGUCAACUCCUAAGCUGAUAACAACCCAUCGCCCAGCCGAGCCAACGAGCCAAUCUUCCACCAGCCGCACCACUAGCACCACCACCGCAGCCACCGCCAGGAUCAGCGUCCGGCGUUAUUUUUCGUCUCCUCGUCUGUGUAGCGCGCGAGAUAGCAAGCAGAAGAUAAACUCGAUAACUAAAAUACGUAAAGUUUUACAUAGUAAAUAGUUGCAUAAGUCUACAAAAAACAUACAUACACGCAAAUGGCUGGGUGCGAUGGCUUAGAGGCAAUUAACUGGACCGGGUUUUAUUGCUGUGGAUCGACGCUUUCUGAGGUUUCCCCAAUUGCAGUGGCCUAUUUGAUAGAGCAACGCAUGCGAUUCCCUUCCAGAUCUCCAGUGGCAAUUUGUGUAUUCGACAUUUCUUCCAUACUUUCGCUUUUGCAACCCCUAAAUCGGCAAUUCAACCCCCAGUGCAGAGUCUCUGGGCCAACGGGCCCAAUUCGGUAAUAUUAAUGAAUAACUUGAACUACUUAGAAUAGCGGCAAAUGCCUAAGGAAGAAGUUAGCAGGAGACGCGAUCUAUAUAAAUGAAUAUUGACGAAAUGAGCGAUUUUUGAUAGUCAGAGAACUCCGUUGCCCACCAUCAACCAACUUCCAAUGGAAGUGCUUUUGGGGAAGGCAACUCGACGGAUUCGAGUGUAAAAUUAUUUGCGACUGCUGUAGGAUAACCUAGUUCGAUAUUUAGAGCCACGUUCGACUAUGUUAAACGGUAUAUGAAUACAUAAAUAUAUGGAUAUGCUUACAGAUUAAAGAUACUUACCUAUAGAGUUAUAGAGCGUACGUUUUGUAUCCACUUAUUUAUUGGAAAUUUAUGUUUAUGUUUUAAAAAAAAAAAACCCCCUCUUCCAAUGUUUUGUUAAGUGAUGUGUUUACUGUGUGUUUGCUGUAUUUCGUUGUAUGCCAACGCUUGAAUACAAUGAUUUCUUCAAUGCCAUAUUAAUCUUAACUCGAGAGCAAGUAAACAAUUAAGCAGCUAAAGUAAAGUACGCAAAACAAUUGCGCAAGUAUUUCCAUAAAUACCAGUUGUAAGAACAAACGGUAUGCAACAUACCUAAAAGCAUAAUCACGAUUUCAAAUACGUAAUAUUAAUAAUGAGAUAUGAAACAGAAAUGGAGUAAGACGGAGCUGAUAAAUUAAAUGUCGUUUGCCAGUGACUAAAAUUUUAAAUUAACUACCAUUAAGCGAAGAACUAAAUAGGCAUCGCUUGAAAGGCCUACAAAGCUACAAAAAAAACAACAAACAGAAAUGAAACUCUGAAAUACGUAUUAGCUUAAGGUUGCAACCACAAAAAACUGUCGAAUGAAGGCCAAGAAGGGGGAGUUAUAAAAA